CUCGGGGAAGGGGCCGUCACUACCCCGUAUUUUCGUAAAAAGCCUGUCAUUACGUUGAAGAAUGGCCACGGUGCUAGGACGUGUGUUUGUUUACGGUGGCAAGGGGGCCCUGGGCUCGGCCUGUGUCGCAAAAUUCAAGUCCCAGAAUUGGUGGGUCGGAAGCAUUGAUAUGAAAGCUAAUGACGCUGCUGACGCGAAUGUUAUCGUGAAGGGUGAGCAUAGCUGGAAGGAGCAGGAAGCGCAUAUACUGGAUCAAGUUAAGGAGAUUCUGAAUGGCGAGAAGGUGGAUGGGGUUAUCUGCGUCGCUGGCGGGUGGGCCGGGGGUAAUGCCGCCAGCAAGGACUUCUUAAAGAAUACGGAGCUUAUGUGGAAGCAGAGUGUCUGGAGUUCCACGAUUGCCGCUAGCAUUGCAGCUCAUUAUUUGAAGGAAGGAGGGUUCUUGUCGUUGACUGGGGCUAAGGCUGCGUUGGAGGGAACUCCUGGGAUGAUUGGGUAUGGAAUGGCCAAGGCUGCAGUCCACCAAUUGACCAAGUCCCUAGCAGCUAAAGACAGCGGUCUCCCAGAGAACUCACUAGUCACUGCGAUCCUCCCUGUGACCCUCGACACCCCCAUGAACAGAAAGUGGAUGCCUAAAGCUGAUACCUCCACGUGGACCCCUCUUGAUUUCAUAUCCGACCUCUUCUGGAAGUGGUCUCAGAACGAAGAGCGCCCAAAGAGUGGAGAACUCCUCCAACUGAUAACCAAGGACAACAAAACCGAGAUCACAUCCGCCUAAGAACACCCGCAAUAAAGAGGCAACAAUAUGGCUAGUCCACAUGACAUGACAUUUAUUGAAAACAUAAAAAAUACAGUAACUCUAUUACAAAUUUACAAAAAUUCAUUCAGUUUCACCCGUAUCAAUGAAUUGCCGUUGGAGUUACUCAUGUUUGUUUUUUUUUCAACAUUUUUUAUGAGAAGUUGGGAAGAAGGCAGUUACGUUUGUACGUGAUACUCAGUUCUUUCAUAAAGUUUUUUUAUGCAUUUUGUACAGUACGAAAAGUCCUAUGAAGUUGUGUAUUAAAAAUUGGUUCAAUACA
Messenger RNA from Diachasma alloeum, 1076 nucleotides. It is a transcript of the gene Dhpr, whose product is annotated as dihydropteridine reductase. The coding region runs from base 62 to 775 and encodes 237 amino acids. The record is from RefSeq and is a predicted model, not a curated record. Lineage: Eukaryota; Metazoa; Arthropoda; Insecta; Hymenoptera; Braconidae. Gene Ontology annotation, cellular component: cytoplasm. Gene Ontology annotation, biological process: tetrahydrobiopterin biosynthetic process; L-phenylalanine catabolic process. The transcript has 5 exons. Gene Ontology annotation, molecular function: 6,7-dihydropteridine reductase activity; NADH binding; NADPH binding.